CUCCGUUAUUUGACACAUGCACCGUUUUGACAUUUUACAACUAUUGGAAAAAGUGCAUCAAUUGUUUGCUAUUCUUCAGUCUUUCUCAAAUAAAAUGGAUAAUAAAUAAAUAAAAAGUGCAAAUAUUUAAGUUUCAACGACGGCGAAGUAUUAACCAGCAUUGAGGUGUGUAGAAUGGAAACAGAUGAUUUGUCGCAUUUAACCGAAGAAUACAAACUGGAUAACACAGAUUUGGAUAGCAUAAUGACAAACGAAAUGUUUCAACAUAAUUUAUAUCUGGACGACCAAGAAGUGGAUGAAAAUGAGCCCGACGAUGUCAUCAUACUGCAUAUGGACAUACGUGAGCCUUUGCGAACAUUGCAAAAGCUGGCUGAAAAGAAGAUUGGCAUGAAUUUGAAGGGUUACAAAUUUUAUCUACAAGACACACAGGAGCUGGAACCCCAUAAAAAUCUUGUUGAUCAAUGUGUAAAGGGUGAAGGACUUGUACAGAUAAAUGUGCAAAUACAAACAGCAGAACAACACAUAAAUAUUGUUGAUGUGCUAAAGCCAACCGAGGCGGCAUUGGCUGCUUUAGCCGCUGAGGAAGCGAGCAACAAAAAUGCCGAUAAGAGCGAAGACUCUGAAGAAAAGCCUUGCCUCAAUUGGGUUUUAGACAAUAAAUUUAAGAAGGAGCAAGUGCGUCUUAAAAUACCAGAAGAUCCAAAUGAGUGGACAACUGUGCAGGUGAAGCACUGGUUUCAAUGGGCUGUAAGACAAUUUGAGUUGAGCGGCGUCAGCUUGAGUGAUUGGAACAUGAAUGGGAAAGAGCUUUGUGCACUAACACAUGAGGAAUUUCGUCGCAAAUUACCCAAAGAUCCGGGUAAUGUCUUCUGGACACAUUUGCAAUUGCUUAAAGAAUGCAAAUUUGUCUCAGUUGUACAUAAGGUACCUGAAGAUCGCGGUAGCACCACGAGUGGUACUAAACCAAGUACCAGUGGUGGUGUUACAAUAACAGCACCAACAAAAGAAUUAAAAAUAAUGCGCAAGACAAGCGUAAGCGCAACAAAAACCUACUGUAAGAAAUCGCCGGUAGUGCCAUUGGAUGGUUCACCAACACAAACCAUACUGAGCAACAGCAACACCAGCGGUAAUAGUGUUAUUGGCAAUAGUUAUGGCGUCGGUUCCGGCAACAAUGGCCAAGUGCAGCUUUGGCAAUUUCUACUGGAAAUUUUAACCGAUCGUGAACAUCGCAAUAUCAUACAAUGGGUUGGCGCCGAUGGCGAAUUCAAGCUCAUCGAUCCGGAGUGUGUAGCACGCCUGUGGGGCAUUAAGAAGAAUAAGCCGGCUAUGAAUUAUGAAAAGCUCUCGCGUGCAUUGCGUUAUUAUUACGAUGGUGAUAUGAUAUCGAAAGUGUCGGGCAAACGUUUCGCCUAUAAGUUUGAUUGUGAUUUGAAAUUGUUGAUUGGUUAUGAUGCCGGUGAGCUGGCACAAUUGGUGAAUGAGAAAACGUUUUUGGAUGAGUCGAUCUUUUUGAAACAUGAAACCUUGCAAGAUCACCUCAAACAAUUGACGGACGAUGGGUGACAUGGUGCAGAUGGCGACGCAUAUGCCGAAUUUGAAGUGAAA
Messenger RNA from Zeugodacus cucurbitae (melon fly), 1605 nucleotides. It is a transcript of the gene Ets97D, whose product is annotated as DNA-binding protein Ets97D. Lineage: Eukaryota; Metazoa; Arthropoda; Insecta; Diptera; Tephritidae. Gene Ontology annotation, biological process: regulation of transcription by RNA polymerase II; cell differentiation. Gene Ontology annotation, molecular function: DNA-binding transcription factor activity, RNA polymerase II-specific; sequence-specific DNA binding. Gene Ontology annotation, cellular component: nucleus. The record is from RefSeq and is a predicted model, not a curated record. The transcript has 7 exons. The coding region runs from base 175 to 1563 and encodes 462 amino acids.